Molecule: messenger RNA, 7266 nt
Organism: Myotis lucifugus (little brown bat)
Lineage: Eukaryota; Metazoa; Chordata; Mammalia; Chiroptera; Vespertilionidae
Gene: ANK3
Product: ankyrin 3
Exons: 47
Coding region: 329-5827 (1832 amino acids)
Biological process (GO): signal transduction
Molecular function (GO): protein binding
Source: RefSeq, a predicted model, not a curated record
AUUUUAGUCUGAUGCCAAUGCAAGUUACUUAAGAGCAGCUCGAGCUGGACACGUGGAAAAGGCCCUUGACUACAUAAAAAACGGAGUUGACAUCAACAUUUGCAAUCAGAAUGGGUUGAAUGCGCUCCAUCUUGCCUCCAAAGAAGGCCACGUAGAAGUUGUUUCUGAACUGCUAAAGAGAGAAGCCAAUGUGGAUGCAGCUACAAAGAAAGGAAACACAGCAUUGCACAUAGCAUCUUUGGCUGGGCAAGCAGAGGUGGUAAAGGUCUUGGUUACAAAUGGAGCCAAUGUCAAUGCACAAUCUCAGAAUGGUUUCACCCCAUUGUACAUGGCAGCCCAGGAAAACCACCUGGAAGUUGUCAAGUUUCUUCUUGACAAUGGUGCCAGCCAGAGCCUAGCCACAGAGGAUGGCUUCACGCCGUUGGCAGUGGCUUUGCAACAAGGUCAUGAUCAAGUGGUGUCCCUCCUGCUAGAAAAUGACACUAAAGGCAAAGUGCGGCUUCCGGCUCUUCACAUCGCCGCCCGAAAGGAUGACACGAAAGCUGCCGCCCUGCUGCUGCAGAAUGACCACAACGCAGACGUGGAGUCCAAGAGUGGCUUCACUCCGCUCCACAUAGCGGCUCACUAUGGAAACAUCAAUGUAGCCACGUUGCUGUUAAACCGCGCGGCCGCCGUGGACUUCACUGCAAGGAAUGACAUCACUCCUUUACAUGUUGCAUCAAAAAGAGGAAAUGCCAACAUGGUAAAACUACUGCUUGAUCGAGGAGCUAAAAUCGAUGCCAAAACAAGGGACGGUCUGACGCCGCUGCAUUGUGGAGCCAGGAGCGGCCAUGAGCAGGUGGUGGAAAUGCUGCUCGAUCGAGCUGCCCCCAUUCUUUCAAAAACCAAGAAUGGACUGUCCCCACUGCACAUGGCCACGCAAGGGGACCACUUGAACUGUGUCCAGCUUCUCCUCCAGCAUAACGUGCCUGUGGACGACGUCACCAAUGACUACCUGACCGCCCUGCACGUGGCUGCCCACUGUGGCCAUUACAAAGUCGCCAAGGUUCUCUUGGACAAGAAAGCUAACCCCAAUGCCAAAGCCCUGAAUGGCUUUACCCCUCUUCACAUCGCCUGCAAGAAGAAUCGGAUUAAAGUCAUGGAACUCCUUCUGAAACACGGUGCAUCCAUCCAAGCUGUAACCGAGUCGGGCCUUACCCCAAUCCAUGUUGCUGCCUUCAUGGGGCAUGUAAAUAUCGUAUCACAGCUAAUGCAUCAUGGAGCCUCCCCAAAUACCACCAACGUGAGAGGAGAAACGGCGCUGCACAUGGCAGCUCGGUCCGGCCAGGCUGCAGUCGUGCGGCAUCUGGUGCAAGACGGAGCUCAGGUAGAAGCUAAAGCAAAGGAUGACCAAACCCCACUGCACAUCUCAGCCCGAUUGGGGAAGGCGGAUAUAGUCCAGCAGCUGUUGCAGCAAGGAGCGUCUCCAAAUGCAGCCACGACUUCUGGGUACACCGCCCUCCACCUUGCAGCCCGAGAAGGGCAUGAGGACGUGGCCUCAUUCCUUUUGGAUCAUGGCGCAUCUUUGUCUAUUACAACAAAGAAAGGAUUCACUCCCCUUCAUGUGGCAGCAAAAUACGGGAAGCUUGAAGUAGCCAACCUCCUGCUGCAGAAGAGCGCAUCUCCUGAUGCCGCUGGGAAGAGCGGGCUAACUCCACUGCAUGUAGCUGCACAUUACGAUAACCAGAAGGUGGCCCUUCUGCUUUUGGACCAAGGAGCCUCACCUCAUGCGGCUGCAAAGAAUGGUUAUACGCCACUGCACAUCGCUGCCAAAAAGAACCAGAUGGACAUAGCGACGACUCUGCUGGAAUAUGGUGCUGAUGCAAACGCAGUUACCCGGCAAGGAAUUGCUUCUGUCCAUCUUGCAGCUCAGGAGGGUCACGUGGACAUGGUGUCACUGCUCCUCAGCCGAAAUGCCAACGUGAACCUGAGCAAUAAGAGUGGCCUGACCCCACUCCAUCUGGCUGCUCAAGAAGACAGAGUGAAUGUGGCCGAAGUCCUCGUCAACCAAGGGGCACACGUGGACGCCCAGACCAAGAUGGGAUACACCCCACUCCAUGUGGGUUGCCACUAUGGAAACAACAAGAUUGUUAAUUUCCUGCUCCAGCAUUCUGCAAAAGUUAAUGCCAAAACAAAGAAUGGGUAUACGCCAUUGCAUCAAGCAGCUCAACAAGGACAUACACAUAUAAUCAACGUCUUGCUUCAGAACAAUGCCUCCCCCAAUGAACUCACUGUGAAUGGGAACACUGCCCUCGCCAUUGCCCGCAGGCUUGGCUACAUCUCAGUGGUGGACACGCUGAAGGUUGUGACUGAGGAGACCAUUACCACAACGACUGUCACAGAGAAGCACAAAAUGAAUGUUCCAGAAACAAUGAAUGAAGUUCUUGAUAUGUCUGAUGACGAAGUUCGUAAAGCCAACGCCCCUGAAAUGCUCAGUGAUGGCGAAUAUAUCUCAGAUGUUGAAGAAGGUGGUAGAUGCACAUGGUAUAAAAUUCCCAAGGUACAAGAGUUGUCGGUGAAAAGCGAAGAUGCGCUGACGGGGGACACUGACAAGUACCUGGGGCCACAGGACCUCAAGGAGCUGGGCGAUGAUUCUCUGCCUGCCGAGGGCUACAUGGGCUUUAGUCUUGGGGCCCGUUCUGCCAGCCUCCGCUCCUUCAGUUCGGAUAGGUCUUACACCUUGAACAGAAGCUCCUAUGCCCGGGACAGCAUGAUGAUCGAAGAACUCCUGGUGCCAUCCAAAGAGCAGCACCUAACAUUCACAAGAGAAUUUGACUCAGAUUCUCUUAGACACUAUAGCUGGGCUGCAGACACCUUGGACAAUGUCAAUCUUGUCUCAAGUCCUGUUCAUUCUGGGUUUCUCGUGAGCUUCAUGGUGGAUGCGAGAGGCGGCUCCAUGAGAGGAAGCCGUCACCACGGGAUGAGAAUCAUCAUCCCUCCACGCAAGUGCACGGCCCCCACCCGAAUCACCUGCCGUUUGGUAAAGAGACAUAAACUGGCCACCCCACCCCCCAUGGUGGAAGGAGAGGGACUAGCCAGUAGGCUGGUAGAAAUGGGUCCUGCAGGGGCCCAAUUUUUAGGCCCUGUCAUAGUGGAAAUACCUCACUUUGGGUCUAUGAGAGGAAAAGAGAGGGAACUCAUUGUUCUUCGAAGUGAAAAUGGAGAAACAUGGAAGGAGCACCAAUUUGACAGUAAAAAUGAAGAUUUAACUGAAUUACUUAAUGGCAUGGAUGAAGAACUUGAUAGUCCAGAAGAGUUAGGGAAAAAGCGAAUCUGCAGGAUUAUCACGAAGGAUUUCCCCCAGUAUUUUGCAGUAGUUUCACGGAUUAAGCAGGAAAGCAACCAGAUUGGUCCUGAAGGUGGAAUUCUGAGCAGCACCACUGUGCCCCUGGUCCAGGCUUCUUUCCCUGAGGGCGCUUUGACCAAAAGAAUCCGAGUGGGCCUCCAGGCCCAGCCUGUUCCAGAUGAAAUUGUGAAAAAGAUCCUUGGAAACAAAGCAACAUUUAGCCCAAUUGUCACUGUGGAACCAAGAAGAAGGAAAUUCCAUAAACCGAUCACAAUGACCAUUCCGUUGCCCCCGCCCUCGGGAGAAGGCGUAUCCAACGGGUACAAGGGGGACGCCACACCCAAUCUGCGCCUUCUCUGUAGCAUUACAGGGGGCACCUCACCGGCUCAGUGGGAAGACAUCACAGGAACUACUCCUUUGACGUUUAUAAAGGAUUGUGCCUCUUUUACAACCAAUGUUUCAGCCAGAUUUUGGCUUGCAGACUGCCAUCAAGUUUUAGAAACUGUGGGGUUAGCCACGCAACUGUACAGAGAAUUAAUAUGUGUUCCAUAUAUGGCCAAGUUUGUUGUUUUUGCCAAAAUGAAUGAUCCUGUGGAAUCCUCCCUGCGGUGUUUCUGCAUGACAGAUGACAAAGUGGACAAAACUUUAGAGCAGCAAGAGAAUUUUGAGGAAGUUGCAAGAAGCAAAGAUAUUGAGGUUCUGGAAGGAAAACCUAUUUAUGUUGAUUGUUAUGGAAAUCUGGCUCCACUGACCAAAGGAGGACAGCAACUUGUUUUUAACUUUUAUGCUUUCAAAGAAAAUAGACUGCCAUUUUCCAUCAAGAUUAGAGACACCAGCCAAGAGCCCUGUGGUCGUCUGUCUUUUCUGAAAGAACCAAAGACAACAAAAGGACUGCCUCAAACAGCUGUCUGCAACUUAAAUAUCACUCUGCCAGCACAUAAAAAGGCCGAGAAAGCAGAUAAACGACAGAGCUUUGCAUCUUUAGCUUUACGUAAGCGCUACAGCUACUUGACUGAUCCUGGAAUGAGUCCACAGAGUCCAUGUGAACGGACAGAUAUCAGGAUGGCAAUAGUAGCCGAUCACCUGGGACUUAGUUGGACAGAACUGGCAAGGGAACUGAAUUUUUCAGUGGAUGAAAUCAAUCAAAUACGUGUGGAAAAUCCAAAUUCUUUAAUUUCUCAAAGCUUCAUGUUAUUAAAAAAAUGGGUUACCAGAGAUGGAAAAAAUGCUACAACUGAUGCCUUAACUUCGGUCUUGACAAAAAUUAAUCGAAUAGAUAUAGUGACUCUGCUAGAAGGACCAAUAUUUGAUUAUGGAAAUAUUUCAGGCACCAGAAGUUUUGCUGAUGAGAACAAUGUUUUCCAUGACCCUGUUGAUGGUUAUCCUUCCCUUCAAGUGGAACUGGAAACUCCCACAGGGUUGCACUACACACCACCCACCCCUUUCCAGCAAGAUGAUUAUUUUAGUGAUACCUCUAGCACAGAAUCUCCCCUUAGAACCCCCAGUAGACUGAGUGAUGGGCUAGUGCCUUCCCGGGGAAACGUAGAGCAUUCAGCAGAUGGACCUCCAGUUGUAACUGCAGAAGACACUUCCUUAGAAGACAGCAGACUUGAAGACUCAAUGCCUAUAACAGAAAUGCCCGAAGCAGUCGAUGUAGAUGAGAGCCAGUUGGAGAAUGUUUAUCUGAGUUGGCAGAAUGAGACCAGUGGAAACCUAGAGUCCCCGGCUCAAGCUCGAAGAAUAACUGGUGGGUUACUAGAUCGACUGGAUGACAGCCCAGACCAAUGUAGAGAUUCCAUUACCUCAUAUCUCAAAGGAGAACCUGGGAAAUUUGAAGCAAAUGGGAACCAUGCAGAAGUCACUCCAGAAGCAAAGACGAAAUCUUACUUUCCAGAAUCCCAAAAUGAUGUAGGCAAACAGAGUACUAAGGAAACUCUGAGACCAAAACCACACGGAUACGGUCGUGUUGAGGAACCAGCAUCAUCACUAGCAGCAUAUCAGAAAUCUCUCGAAGAAACCAGCAAGUUUGUAAUGGAGGAGCCUAAACCCUGUGUGCCUGUCGGAAUGAAAAAGAUGAGUAGGACUUCUCCUGCAGAUGGCAAGCCAAGGCUUAACCUCCACGAAGAAGAGGGGUCCAGUGGGUCUGAGCCAAAGGUCAAAAGUCCGGGUGCAGCUCUUACACGAAUGACUACCUGCUGUUACAAGGACUUGAAAAACAGUGAGAGUGAUUCAAGCUCAGAGGAGGAACAGAGAGUCACUACCCGAGUUAUUCGCCGGCGUUUGAUUAUAAAGGGAGAGGAAGCAAAACACAUUCCUGGUGAAUCUGUCACGGAGGAACACUUUACUGAUGAAGAAGGCAACCUCGUCACCAGAAAAAUCACUCGGAAAGUGAUAAGACGAAUGGUUAUCCCACAAGAGAGGAAACAUGACAUGCAGGGAGAAGGUUAUAAGGUGAAGACAAAGAAAGAAAUCCGGCAUGCGGAGAAGAAGAGCCACUCAUAACAGUGAAAGGAUCAUGUGUUUUUACUGCCAGUAUUGAGAAAUUCAUGGAAGACAUGUCAGCAGGAAGUAAAGAUUCGAGGAGAAGGGUGUGUGUGUGUUUGCUGCUUCCACACAUUAAUGGCAUGACUCUUUUUUUUUUACACAAAAAGAAAAGAGAAAAAGGAAACCACCCACAUUUUAAUUUAGCAUGAGCCAACUUACAGAGCAUGGAAAUUCACUUUCAUUCCCAGGAUUGGCACGUGUGCAAUUAGCAAUGCAGUGUAUAUACAAGAAGCCAUGCCGUUAACAGUUUAUCUCAAGUGACUUGGUGUCAUUUACAAAAGGAAGAAAUUCCUGCCUCCAGAAGGAACAGAAGGAGAUGGACUGAUGAAAUCACAGAGAAACACUAAAAUUACUAAAUCCACAACAGCUCGCCUUAUUUUUCUUGGACCCAAACUGUCAGGGUAUAAACACUAUUUGUUUCUUUUUUAAAACAUCUAUAGUUUUGCUGUAAAUAAUAACAGUGUAUAAAUUCUAACAGAAAAAUAGAAUAAAUGUUGAUAAGGCACUGCCUCUUAGAACACAAACAGAAUAUUGCAAAUGCAUUUAACAUCAUAGAGGUCUCAAGGGACUUCACCCUAGAAGAGGAGGGAGGGGUUCUGGGUGGGGGGGACCUUUACUGAUUCUUGUAUAUUAGCAAUUAUAAUGUUUGUAUAUGCAAAACUGCUAGCUUGAUUUUAAAAAAGCAAAUCUUUAAAAUCUGCUGCAAAUUUAAAUAAUUCCCAAAAUGAGGAAUUCUGUAGUUCUGUGAAAAAAAAUUUUCUUCAGAAUACUAAUAUUUUGAUGCAUGUGUAUCACCUUAUUUUGAUUAAAUCUUUUCCAAUUUUGCAAACACUACCGUAUACUGCAACACAGAAGAUUUUAUCUGUAAACAAAAAGCCCUUCAUCUAAUAUUUGUUGCUAUUGCCAAUUUUCCAAUUAAAUGACCUAAAAAUGGAAAAAAAAAAACCUAUACAGUAGUUGCUUUAGGGGGAGGGGGUGCUCUCUGUUAGUGCUUAAAAGGGGGGUAAUGCUUGCCGCUUUAGAGGUGGAUGGUGCUCAUAAGAGGCCCCAGUCAGGGGUGUUUAAAAUGGACUGAACAGAAAUCCUUAGCUAGUAGAAUGGCAGCACGCUGUAAAAUUAUCACUGUAUCGUGUACUGGCUAUAAGAUGUAGACACCUUUCAGUAAGCCAAUCAUUUGUAACCAUUCUAGCAGUGUCAUACUAGGUUAAUAAGGCUGCAGUGUUUUAAAGGGCAUUUUUAUUUGGGUUUUGGUGAAAUUCUUUAAUUUGUUGAUUAUAUUCAUAUGAAAUCAGCAUUCAUGGACACAUAGCUCUAAUGACAUAUGUAUGAAAAACCAUACACUGGAUGACCUAGUCGAUUAUUUAAGCAUAAAAUAAAUUGUGUUAAACUCUUCACCU